Messenger RNA from Cinara cedri, 8702 nucleotides. The record is from the annotation of a GenBank genome assembly. NCBI's taxonomy places the organism in Eukaryota, Metazoa, Arthropoda, Insecta, Hemiptera, Aphididae.
AUGGAGGCAGCAAAUUCGCAAUCGAUAUUGAGCGUAGCAUGGCAGCCAAUCGCAGGUUACGCAGCGAUCGCUCUUUUCGCGUUAUGGUUCGGACACAGGUGGCUGCUGAAUCGAAAAGAACUUUUACACCAUAAAGUAUUGACCAGUAAAAUGAAUGGGCCUAAAGUUUGGCCGAUCGUUGGAAGUGCGCUUGAGUUAAUCGGGUCGGCUGAAAGUGAGUAGUAUACUAGUAGACAUAAAUAUCACCUUAAAUAAGUAAUCGCUAGUGUAAUUACCAGAUUGUAUGUUGAGUCGAUAUGGUAAGAACUGAAUUUAAACACCAGCAAUUAAACAGAAUAUAUUUCUAUAUUGAAUUUAAUAUCACUCGGCAUAACAUUUUUAACUAGGAAAGUAAAUGGUAAUGGAGAGUCGAGAUACCUAUGAGCUUUGAUAUUUAGUUUAAAAUAGUUAUAUAAAUUUAAAAAAGUUACUAGCAUGUUUCAUAAUAUGACUAAUACCGAAUUCGUCAGUUUAAAAGAAUAUGCAAUAACCUUAUUUUUGAAAAUGUUGCAAUGACUGUUUGCCUCUCUUUAUUAGAAGAGUAUAAAGCAAAACAAAAUUACACUCAUACUAAGCAAAUAUUGAAUGAUACUUUUAAUAACAUAUUUUACCGGUAUAGCUUUAUAAACAUUUUAAUACAAAACUACACAAAUAUUUAUUUAUUUAAGUUACAUAAAUACAUAAGUUAUAUUAAUGUANUGAAAAUGUUGCAAUGACUGUUUGCCUCUCUUUAUUAGAAGAGUAUAAAGUAGAACAAAAUUGCACUCAUACUAAGCAAAUAUUGAGUGAUACUUUUUAUAACAUAUUUUACCGGUAUAGCUUUAUAAACAUUUUAAUACAUAAAUACACAAAUAUUCAAUUAUUUAAGUUAUAUUAAUACAGGUUUUAGUAAUAUGUGUACUAUUUCCAUUUUUUCCAGUGGUUGUGGAUAAAAUAAGGAAAAUGACAUUGGAUUAUGGGCCAGAACCGUUUAGGUUUUGGAUGGGUUCGCAUCUUUUAAUGUUCAUAACACGACCAGAGGAUUUGCAAGUAUGAACAUACUAUUUAAUAGGAAAAAAUCCUUGUAAAAAAACAUCGAAAAACCAAGAAAAACGUAUGAAAAACGAGAAAUAGAUAUAAUAUUAAACAAAUAUUAAUAAAGAAAAUAUAUAAAACACGUGUAAUUAUUUUACCACUAUACGAUUUAUAGAUUGUUGGCAAAUCAAUAUCAACCGAUAUCAAACUUCGCUCAAAACUAUAUUUUCGGUGGCAAUGGUUAUUCGAUCCAUAUUGUUAUGCAUUAAAUUCCUUAAAUACUAUAAUUAAAUAAAUCCAACAAACCAUAGUAUAUAAUUAAAAUGUACAAAAGAUUCGUAAAACACUUUUUAGAAAUAACUAAGAUAUUAGCGAAAUGACUAUGUUAAGUUAAAUCUAUUCAUUGAUAUAAAAAAGGAAGUAAUCAAUCAAGUCCCUUUUGUAUCAUUCUCAAAGGUUUUCUUUUAUACGGCUAAACGUUUUACUAGCGUGAUACGUGCAUGUUUUAAUGAAACUUGCAGUAUGGACAAAUUUAAGAGAUUCCAACUUUACACUAGUAUAUACUGGCGACGCAAAUAUGUUUUUAUAGCAUAAAUGACCACUUACAUCUAAAUCCAUAUAUGAUAUUAAUGUACCUAAUAAUAUUACAUUGAUACAGUGAUAUUCGUCCUGUGCAUUUUUUUUUAUUUUACCUAAGCAAGUAUAGUAGACUUAACAGCAUUUACGAAAGUAAUUAUUUAAUAAACAACAUUUCUGUAUUUGUUUUAGAUCGUGUUAAAUAGUUCCAAAGCCCUGAAUAGACCGUGGAUUUAUGACAUGAUUUUUGAUGUAAUGGAAGAAAGUAUAUUCUUAGCUAAGGGUAUAUUUUAGUUACAAUAAUGUACAUCUAGAAUAUUACAAUAACAUAUCAUUAUUUGAAUAAUAUUACUAGGAUAACUUAGUUUAAGACUUAAAUCAAGGGUAGAAGUAUCUAUAUUAGAAGUGUAACUUCAUCCACAUGUAAAAUAUAUAAAAUGUAUACUUAGUAUAUUAAAUAUAUCUUGUAAUGCAUAGAUUGAUGAUCUCUUAAUGCAAAGAAAUUACUUUCUCGAAAAAUCGGAUCCAAAUAUCUUUUUUAAAUAUACAUUUGUGUCCACCAGUACAGGGAUUUAAGUUUAAUUUUUGAUACAUCUCUAUCAUUUAAUGAUCAUUUAAUGUCAUCUAUGCAAGGUUUUAUAAAUAAAUGCUGUAUAGGUGUUUAAAAUUUAAUUGUACUUGUAUCGUUGUUAUCGGUCAAUAUUUAAUCACAACUCAAUUAUUUGAUCACUAAACAUUCUAGGUACAAUAAAAGCUAUAGAGCAGGUUCCGAAUUGAUUUGUGAAAAUAUGGUAAAAGCCGNAAUAUACAUUUGUGUCCACCAGUACAGGGAUUUAAGUUUAAUUUUUGAUACAUCUCUAUCAUUUAAUGAUCAUUUAAUGUCAUCUAUGCUAGGUUUUAUAAAUAAAUGAUGUAUAGGUGGUUUAAAUUUAAUUGUACUUGUAUCGUUGUUAUCGGUCAAUAUUUAAUCACAACUCAAUUAUUUGUUCACCAAACAUUCUAGGUUCAAUAAAAGCCAAAGUGCUGGUUCCGAAUAGAUUUGUGAAAAUAUAGUAAAAGCCGCUUUUACAGAACACUUUGGUAGCUAGGUGAAACGUGUCAACUAACAGAUUGUUUCUAAUAAACGAUUGGUUUUAAUUUCCGAUUUUCUUAAUACACGACUGUGCNGUUGUUAUCGGUCAAUAUUUAAUCACAACUCAAUUAUUUGAUCACUAAACAUUCUAGGUACAAUAAAAGCUAUAGAGCAGGUUCCGAAUUGAUUUGUGAAAAUAUGGUAAAAGCCGCUUUUUCGGAACACUCUGGUAGCUAGGUGAAACGCGUCAAUUAACCGAUUGUUUCUAAUAAACGGUUGGUUUUAAUUUCCGAUUUUCUUAAUACACGACUGUGCCGUCCCGAAACAUUUUGUUUCAAUAACGCGAUUGUAUCCGUGAUCCUAAUUAGCGGCUUCUAUUGUAGUUUCUUUCAGAUGUGACAUUAUACGGCAAUCGUCCUUCUGUUACCACCCUUAACUAACCUUUUUAACUCUUUUAUCACUCGAAACAAGACGAAGAAGUCUAUAUUUCUGCUGCAUUUUUACAUAACUCGAUGGAAAUAUUUAUUGUCAAAUUAAAUUUCGCAAUUUCUAGUCGUAGUACUAGACAGUCAAAUAGAAGUUAUGUGUUAUUUCAGUUCAUAACAUAUAGUUUAAAUGCUCCUGUUAUUAGAUGAAUAAUACUUGUAAAUAAGUUUAAUGAUGAUCUUCUUUUAUGUGCAAAUAUUAGUGUUAAUUAAGCAUAUCUAUAUGUUGUAAUUUCUCUACCUAUAAAUAGCAUAAUCGCAUUGUAUAAACUUAUGUAUAUCUUAUAUUAUCUUAUUGUAUACUUAUAAAUUGCAUUUUCGUUGGGCUGCUUUCCGUCUAAAAUAAUAAAUAAAUUGUAUAUUGAUAGGUAAAAGAUGGCGAAAUAAUCGAAGCAUAUGUAAUGCUUUCUUCAACAUCAAAACUCUACACAAAUAUUUCCCAAUUUUUCAAGAAAAUAAUCAAUUACUAAUCGAGAAUUUGAACAAGCAAGUUGGGAAAACGGAGCUUUUCGACCUUGGGGAGUACAUCGCUGACACAAAUAUGGAUUCAAUAUUUCGUAAGAUAUAGUAGAUUAAGAUGUAAUUAAUUAAGAAUUCCACCAGAUUAAUAAUGUGAUGUCGAUUAUUGAGGUUCUUAUAUAAUUUACCAGCCUCAACCAGCCACACAACAUAACCUAUAUAAACUACCACCUAAAAAGUAUUAUAAGCAUGGCGAAGGAUGUCUUGGUUNAUUCUAAUUGAUUUUAUGCUACAUACAGCAACCAUAAUUUACCUAGUUGUUAGUAGCGUAUAGUACAUACUAAAUACUGUAUAUUAUGAUGACGUAUGUUUGUGUAUACACGAAUCAAUAAUAAUUGCUAUAACUAGAUAUUAUUUUAUACAACUUUUUUAAUAAUUUAACACAUGUCUUAACAUUAUAGUGAAAUAGUAGCUAAACUCAAAAGUGCCUCCCCGUAUAUACGCCGCUGAAUUUUUUCGUGGAAUAUUUUGUGUAUAAUUCCAAAAACCUUUAAACUUUACUAUGUUUAUGUACAUCUUACUGCAUCACUGUAGUCAUUUUGAUCGGGCUGAAAACCCUGUGGUUAUGUAAUAUGUUCGUUUAUUAUAAAACAUAAUCCAAUUAAAAUAUUUUUUUCUAUAGAUAUCAUAUUAGGAUACGAUUUGAAACAGCAGCUAUCUGGCACUUCGACUACAAUACGCAUUGCUGUAGAAUUGUAUGCAUUUCAUAACAUCUUAGUACCUAAUUUCAAAUUGCAUUAAAUGUCGUCGUUUUCUUUUUUAGAAUUUCAAAGAUGAUUGGGCUGAGAGCUUACCAAAUUUGGUUGCAUCCAUAUUUCAUAUUCAAAUUAUACCAAAGGUUUACCGGAAAUUCAAAAACAAUUAAUAGAGGAUAUUAUUUUUUAGAUCAGGUAGAUAACGAUUUAAGGUAUAUCCCGUCAUUUCAUUUAUGUGUGCUGUCCGAGUAAUUUAAAUAUUACAUUGCGGAUAUAGACUAUCGGAUAUCGUGGAAAUAUUAAUUUGUACUUAAAACAAGCCACAGGCAUAUAGAAAAAUAUCGUUGAUUUUAGAUUCUGAGUGGAAUAAGGAAUGUAUAGUUUUCACAAAAAGGUGUUUUUUCUUUUUUCCAUGAACAAGUUUUCUAUCAGCAAUUUUGCUCCGAUUUACAUUAAAAGCACUUUUCUUUGAAAGGGAAUCAGUUUGAGGAGGUAUUUUAAGAAGUUUAUUUUUUGAUUUUCCAAGGAGAUUUUAUAUUUUUUUUUAUUUUCAUUUCAUAUAAAUACACAAACCACACGAAUCAAACAAUAAUAUAGACCUAAUUGGUCUUUUAAAAUAUAAGUCAAAUGAAAACUUAGUCCAUGAACCAUACAAAGUGUCCGUUUAUAUUAUUGACAAGACGAUUUCAAUGAAACUUAUAGUUAACUCUUUAAACUAUUUUUUAAUAAUUGAUAAGCCUAAAUUCAUUGAGUCUCAUUCAAUGAAUUAUCAUGACGCAUUCCGAGUAGCAGGGUAAAAAAAACUAAAAAUUAAUCAUGAGCAUUGAAAUCGAACUAUAUAACAUUUGCAUUAUAGACGCCAUAUUAAAAUUUAACCCUACCUAAAUUAUUCCUACAUAAAUAAACAUUUUUAUAUCUAGUAAAUUGGAUUUAAGGUUAAGGAUCGUUAUAAGUAGGGAGCAAUAAUAAUCUCUCGGACUUUAAAUAUUAAAUUAAUAAUUAUUAGAUUCUCGCUAUUAAAAAAGAAGAAUUCAAACAGAAGAAAUCAGUAAUCCAAAAAUACUCUUCGGAUUUUACCGAUGAAAAACAUGGUGAGUCUAGAAUUAUAAUUAUAUGAUUGUGUCCGUGUUAUAUGUUUUUUUCUCAAAGGUUCUUCAGAAAGUUUGUUGGAAAUGGUUUUGAAAUUAAGCGAAAAAAACGAAAAUUUUUCCGAUAAAUUUAUCAAAGAUGAGAUAAGCUUCUUUGUGGGCGCUGUAAGUACGAAUAUUUAAAAUGAUCACACCCAUAGUCAAGUUAUACAUAUUAUAGUCUGAGUACACAUUUUUAUUUUUUUAUGAUUAUUAAUGUUCCAGGGCAGUGAAACCAUGACUAUCACGACUAGUUUUUGUUUUUUAAUGUUGGCCAUUCACCAAGAUAUCCAAGUAAGUAUAUUUAUCAUUGAUGCUGUUAAUUGUUUUUUAUAAAGCAAUUUCAAUUAAAUCGCUUUAAAGAAAUAUAUUUCAUAAAAUUCAAGGGGAAAAGGAAUUAAGAGCUAUAAUUAUAGCAGCGUACUAGACAUUCCUGUGCUUCACAUUUCUCCUAAUCAUAUGAAGUAUUCACCCAUGAUGUACAUAAUAUUAACAAAGAUGAAUUUGGUAAUAGCUAGUAGCCAUUUUCAUAUUUGGUUAAAUAUUUAAAAAGCUAAUAAAAGGGACAAGUGCGGCCACAUUAUGGGUUGAAAUUUGGUAACGUGAGAUACUUAAUGUUAUUCAAUUUAUUUCUGUAACCAACAAUAAAUCUUAGCUAUCGAAAAUCAAUUUGGAGCGAAGUUCGGUUAUACGUGUUUUAAGAGGCCGUAAAAUUUGCGAUACUCGUCAAAAUUUGAUUUCACACUGUUUUUCUGUCUACUAAGUAAAAAUUGUAAUAACCACCCAUUUAAUUGUCUAAAAUUUCUUGGUAACUACCAAUAAAAAAAUACGUGCAAAACUUACAAGUUAUAAUGAAUUUAAAUAGCUCAAAAAUAGCUAAAAUGUAUUAAUAAUUUUAUAAUAUAAUUAUUUAGUCAUUAUGAUCUUUUAACAUUUAAGGAAUAGAAAAGUAUUAUCUGCAUGUUUAAUAUUUUUACUAAAAGAUAUGAUAAAUAGUUAGAAUAAUGCAUUUAUACGCAAUGCCCAAUAAUAAUAAAACAAAAAGUUGAAAUCAUAGAUAUCAGAGUAUAGCAGAUUAGUCAUAAUUCAUAAAUUUAAUGGUGAGUUGACAUUUUGAUUAUCACUGAAGUUCAACCAAAAGUAUUACUGUGAUAUGGCAGUAAAAAUUUUUGUCUAUUAUGAAUAAAAUCUCUGGUGCACAUCAGUAUCAAAAAAAAAAUUGUAAUGUGAAACAAUUAAUUUAUUACGUACAUUGUACAUAUUGUGAUUUAGAAUUUUGUUUUAAUAUAAAAUCUUAAGCAAAUGAUGCAGUUAACAUUUUUAAAAUUUUGUAAUUGAUUUCUACAUACAUUAUUUCUAAUAUAUCAGAAUAAGGUGUACGACGAAAUAUACAAUGUUUUCGGUGACGGUGACUAUAUAAUUACCNUGGAAGAUACCGCCCGACUAGUGUAUUUAGAACAAGUGUUAAAGGAAACAAUACGAAUGUACCCACCAAUACCGUUAAUUAUUAGAGAAAUUCAGGAAGACAUUCAAAUUUGUGAGUACUUACGUAAUAUUUUGUUUGUGUCAUAUUGAUUUAUUUCACAUUUAAAUAAAGAAAUAUAUAUUUAAUACGUAAAAAAUAGGUUGAGCAAUCCAGCGUAAGAUACUGAUUAACUCGAAAAAUAUAAACUUAUUUUCGAAAUUGGCUUCAUAAAAAUAUUUAAGUGAAAAGAAUCUUUACUUUUUUAAAUUUAUAUUAUUUUUCGUCAUUUACAUUCUUUGUGAACGAUUGCCUAUUUUCGAUUUUCAAAUAAUAAAACCUCUAUUUUAAUAAUUGUAAUAAUAUAUUGGGUAAAAUUAGUUAAAAUAAAUUUUGAUGUUGAUGUGAUUGUAAACCUCCAACAAAAUAUCCCCAGUUAAAAAUAUCUACGAUGAAAAUAUCCCUUAUGGAAAAUAUUCAAUAACUUCCUUAUUUUUAGAAAAUUUAAAAUUGCAGAACUGGUUGUUUCUUAAAUGAUUUCUAAAACAAAUUUCGAAAAAAGUUUAUACUGUCCGAGUUAAAGAGUGACCUGCGUUAGAUAGAUCACCUUGUGUAUCAAAACGAAUAUUAACAUUUAAUUAAGGAAUGCAUAAAAUAUAUGAUAUUCAUACAAAUUAUUAUCAUUUAUAUAGCUUCUGGUAAUCAUGUAAUACCCAAAGGAACGGCGUGUGUUAUAAACAUACUGAACACGCAUUAUAUUCCUACAUUAUACCCGAAUCCGGGAGUUUUUAAUCCGGAGAACUUCAACAAGGAAAACAUCACUACUCGUCACAGAUACAGUUUUAUGGGUUUUAGUCGCGGUGCAAGAAAUUGUAUAGGUCAGUUUAUAAUAUUAUAUCCCAGUGCUUGAAUUAAAGGUAGUAGUGAAUUAGAGGCCCAAAAGAAAAUCAUAAUUAAUAANUCCUACAUUAUACCCGAAUCCGCGUGUUUUUAAUCCAGACAACUUCAACAAGGAAAACAUCGCUACACGUCACAAAUACAGUUUUAUGGGUUUUAGUCGCGGUGCAAGAAAUUGUAUAGGUCAGUCUAUAAUAUUAUAUCCCAGUGCUUCAAUUAAGGGUGAGGCCCAAAAAAACAUUAUGGUUCAUAACAAUGUUUUUCUAGUUUUUUAUUUAUUAUUAUGAAUAGCUCCAUGGUAAUUAUGAAAUUUCUUGUUGAACCAACUAGGCUACAGAAGCUUUCCAUUCAACUUUUCAACAGAAACCACCAUCCUUAAAGUUAAAUAUAAGUGUGAGAUAUUUGGUAAAAAUUUGUUUACUGACAAAAAAAAUCAAAUUCAAAACCAGUAUGAUCCAAAAUAGUUAUAAGUUAUGUAAAUAAAAUUUUGAAUUAUAUUUAAAAUUUGGUAUAAAGUCUUUAUGUCACCCUUGUUUUAUUUUCCCCAUUAGAGAAUUGCGUAUAUAAAAUACUCAAAAAUAGAUAUAAACGAGGUAUACUCAUUAACACAUGUUUUUUUGAUUUACUUCGAUUACAGGGAAUCAGUACGCUAUGCAGUACAUGAAAGUUCAGAUGUCUAUGAUAUUGCAAAAUUUCAGCGUACACACAAACAUAACAAUGGACGACAUCAAAUUGAAGUCGGAUAUAUUGUUGAGGAGCGUCAACGGUUUUCCCGUUACAAUUCGACGGAGAAAUACACCGUCUACGGUUAAAUAA